Molecule: messenger RNA, 2984 nt
Organism: Mycena citricolor
Lineage: Eukaryota; Fungi; Basidiomycota; Agaricomycetes; Agaricales; Mycenaceae
Source: the annotation of a GenBank genome assembly
GCGCAUCAUUACCACAGCAUUUACGGCAUCGAUUAUUGGCUUCUGGUCCGCCUGCACGGAACUGAGCUCCCCAGAACUCUGCUGUAAGAUCCAGAGUUUUGCGACACUUGGAACAGCGCUUCUGUUGCAUGAUGGCGCGUCAAUCGCGUCUCGACGCGUGGAAAAACAAGAGGAUGGUCUCAUUCAACAAACGAUAUCAUGGAAAUCGCACGAGAUCACGCAACAUCACCGCACAUCACGGAUCUGUCAAAGUGCGCGAGUGGUGGGGGUGAAUAGUGCUUUGUGCCCUCGAUAAGUAGCAGCUGCCAGGAGCAACAACCAGCGGCACCCGUCCCGAUCUGUUCAUGUACCGUCAUCAAGACCUCGCACUUGGAAUGAUACAGCCCGUUUGUUCGCUUUGAAUCACUAUGAUCGGUGUUCAUAUCACCGAAUCCGACCGUCCUUCUGUGCCAGGUUACUGGCGGUGCUGGUCACCCAACUCCCCUGUAGCAUAACCUCGGCUGUGCGAAAUUUUCUAGAUUUUUGUAAGCGGAGUUAAGUUUGCUUGGACUGCUGCGAUAUGAUUCGUUGCCCCCAAGAGUUGUCCAAGAGAGUCGUUGAUUGGCCAAAGGAUUCUGCUUUAGGAAAUUGAGGGUCUGGACCUUUUUGUUGCCACUCCAACGAGCUCGGCCGCGGUCUCGUCAGCGCAGGGUUGCUCUGUUCAGCUAUCGAGGAUCACGAUGCAUCUGUAACAAGUGUUUGAACGUGUCCGUCAUCCGGCCAGAGGCACCGACAACAGUUUACCACCCACUCUUUCGCUUUCACACAACACGCUUCCCAUUACCAUGAACAUGUACAACCCCGGGCGCCAUUUGGACGAGGGUUUCACGGACGAGGAGGUGUUCUCGGCGAGCAGCGAGCUACUCUCGAAGGUGACAUCAGAGCAGGAAUGCGAAGAACUCGCGCUCAAGCUGCUGGUGUCGCUCCCGAGGUCGAGACUCGCGACGAUACAGAGGAGACUGGCGCCUUUGCUGCAGUUUGAUGUUGUUGGGUCACUCCCGGCGGAAGUCUCUCUCCAGAUAUUCUCGCACCUCCCCGCGCAUACGCUCCUCACCUGCUCCCUCGUCAGCCGGCGCUGGCGCGCGCUCGCGAACGACCAGGCGAUCUGGAAGGAGCUAUGUGAAGGCCGGGGAUGGGUAUGGAAACAGCCUUCGCGCGUGCAUUCAUUUGAUGCGCCGCGGAGCAGGGGCGAAUCGUGGGAGGAUGAUGAGGGGAUGGGUGACUCGGACGAGGAGGAGGAGGAGGAGGACGAGUUCUCCGCCGAUGGGAUCGAGGUGGCGAAAGCCGAGUGGGUCAUGAUGCAGGCGGAACUGGCCGGGCCAGCGACUACUAGUAUGCCGUUGGUCACGGCACGGCCCUCCACCCUGGCACGCUCGAAAUCGAGGACGCGGCACAACUCGGCCCCAGCAGCCCUGAGCGAAACGUCCUACCUGCGGCCUGACUACAAGCGCCUCUUCCAGACCCACACGCGCCUGAACAACCGCGUCCGGAGCGGCUCCUACCGGCUAUCCGCUAUCCAGACCCGCGGCGGCCCGUCGAACGCGCACACCACGACGAUCUACUGUCUCCAGCUGUACACCUAUCCCGCGACCGGGGUGCAGGUGUUGUUCACCGGCUCGCGCGACCGCACUAUCCGCGAAUGGAAUCUGAGCACGGGGCUUGUCGAACGGGUCAUUGCGGGUGUGCACACGAGCUCCGUGCUGAGCAUAUGCGUCCACGACGGUUACCUUGCCAGCGCGAGCAGCGACCGACAAGUCGCCGUCUGGGACCUAUCGAAGAACGCGCUCGUGAAGCUGAUAUCGGAUCACGAGGACAGCGUCCUGUGCGUUCGCAUGGACGGAAGAAGGCUCGCCUCAUGCUCGAAGGACCGGACCGUGCGGACGUACUCGUUUCCAGACCUCGAGCCCCAGUUCGUUCUGGGCGCGCACCGCGCUGCCGUGAAUGCGGUGUCCCUGUCCGGCGAUUUGAUCGUGUCUGGCUCUGGAGAUCGGUCGGUAAGGCUGUGGGACGCGACAACGGGGAAGCUUUUGCGGACUUUCGAGAAUCAUCACAGCCGUGGCAUUGCCUCAAUCGACUUUGCUGCACCGUAUGUUGUGUCUGGGUCAUCGGACAAGCACCUCCGCUUCUUCGACAUAAUGUCCUUCCAAGGAUGGUCCACUUCAGAGGGCGCCUCCCAGGCAACCCCUCUGUCCGCAAGCGGUACUAUCUGCGCGACAUGCGGUAACACCGCCGGGGGAUCGCACGCAGCUCGACCUGGUGUCCAGCGCAGAGUGCAUUCCGAUCUGGUCCGCAGCGUGGCAAUGGGCCCCGAUUUCGUGCUAAGUGGAAGCUACGACUUGUCGAUAAAGGUGUGGGACCGCAAGACUGGUGAGCUGGUCGCAGAUCUCACAGGUGGUCAUUCUGGGCGGAUAUUCUGCAUCGGCUUUGACUGCACGAAAAUCGUUUCGUGCGGAGAAGAUCAGCGUAUAUGUGUCUGGGACUUUUCGCAUGGUAUCGACACUAGUUACAUUCAACUUUGAGGUCUGGACUUGUUUGCGCGCUUUCCUAGCUAUCUGUCGUGCCGCCCCUGCUCACUUUGGCCCGUCGCACUUGCUGCUAUCCACUCUCUUUCCAUUUCAAUCACUUCGUUUUCACUGCUUGUAUCCAGAAAGGAUUUCACUUCAAAUAAAACAUGCAAAAAUUGCAAACUUGACCCAUCGUGAACACUGGAGAAAAUCCGAGCCUUCUUGAGUGGACGGGGUAAUCCAAUAUUGGGAAUCUCAUCCGCAGCAUACUCGUGAGCAACUUCGAAACUCUUCCACACAGCAGACGUAGCCGUACUGUGGAAGCUUAUAGUUGAUAAUCGUGAAGUGAAAACACAACAUGGAAAUGAUGUGCAACAGGCUUGAUCAGAUGUUGUAGAUUGCCAUAGAUUAGAUUAGAUUAGAUUCAAUCACAGCUUAAAU